Coffea arabica (coffee) is the source of this 687-nucleotide messenger RNA. Its product is annotated as tRNA-specific adenosine deaminase TAD2-like. The record is from RefSeq and is a predicted model, not a curated record. Gene Ontology annotation, molecular function: tRNA-specific adenosine-34 deaminase activity. Gene Ontology annotation, biological process: tRNA wobble adenosine to inosine editing. Lineage: Eukaryota; Viridiplantae; Streptophyta; Magnoliopsida; Gentianales; Rubiaceae.
AUGUUAUUCGUGACUGUCGAUAUACAUGUAUUUAAGGCAAAUUUCCUCUUGUUUGCUAUUCCUCCCCUGGCCAUUUCUUGCAUUCAGCAAAUCUUAGUAGCCACCGUUUCAUUUGGCAUAAAUGUAGGUAUUUGCAGCCACAAUAAGACUAAAGAUGGACACCAUUCCAGAUACUAUGGUUUAUGUAAGUUUUCAUUGGACCAAGCAAAGCUUGCUUUAGAUAGCCUUGAAGUGCCUGUUGGUUGUACCAUUGUGAAUGAAGGGAAUAAUGUUAUUGCCUCUGGAAGAAAUCGAACCACUGAGAGCCAAAAUGCUACAAGGCAUGUGGAGAUGGAAGCGAUAGAUGUCCUGCUGGACCAGUGGCGAAAAAAUGGACUUCGGAAAACUGGACUUUCAAAGGCUCAAGUUGCUGAUAAGUUUUCAAUCUGCACCCUUUACGUCACAUGCGAGCUGUGCAUAAUAUGUGCUGCAGCCUUAUUCAUUCUGGGAAUAAAACAAGUAUAUUAUGGUUGUGCGAAUGAUAAAUUUGGAGGAUGCAGAUCUAUAUUGUCACUGCAUUCUGGUAGCAUUCAGACUCCCACUGGUUUUAGAGACCACACUAGGAAGGGUUUCAAGUGCCAAGGAGGAAUAAUGGCAUCAGAGGCAAUCUCUCUUCUACGGACUUUCAAGGGACAAGUAUCUCCUUGA